This is a messenger RNA of Dendronephthya gigantea, 1802 nucleotides long. RefSeq names its product F-box protein At1g78280-like. Gene Ontology annotation, cellular component: cytoplasm; nucleus. Bases 98 to 1291 code for a protein of 397 amino acids. NCBI's taxonomy places the organism in Eukaryota, Metazoa, Cnidaria, Anthozoa, Malacalcyonacea, Nephtheidae. Gene Ontology annotation, biological process: negative regulation of gene expression; positive regulation of translational termination; protein hydroxylation. Gene Ontology annotation, molecular function: sequence-specific DNA binding; histone H4R3 demethylase activity. The transcript has 11 exons. The record is from RefSeq and is a predicted model, not a curated record.
AUUGUGGGAUUUAAAUUUCGCACCUGUUCAAAACAAACUUAAUUCAAAUGAAACAACUCAAGUUUAUACUUAGUACAACCUUUGGUUUGCCGAAGUUAUGGCUGUGGAGAACAGUUCUUUAACACAACGAAAGAAAAAGCUUUUUAAAUCCAAGUUCCAACGGUCGAAUAAUGAAAAAUUGAAAGCCGAAGGAUCCGAAGUUGGGACAGCUAAUACGAAAUUAAACUUCGUAUAUUUUGCAUAUAUCAUCGCCUUUCUUGCUGUUAUUUCAAGUUUGUCCUGGCUAAUUUUAUGUAAAGCACUUUGCAAUGAACUAGAAAUUUGCAAUUCAGAAUUUUUGACAAGUUUUGGAGAAAGGAAGGAAAAUUUAAACAUCGUCAAAGAAAAUUUAAAACCGCAACCACGUGUCCCAAAAGAUGAUGCUUCACUCUGGGUUCUUGAUAGGCGUUCAAACUUAAGUUUAAGUGAAUUCAUUGAGAAAUAUGAUGGCAAAAGACCUGUUAUAAUCACUGAUGUUUUAAAAGAUUGGAAGGCUAGCAAAUGGAACAAGGAGUUUUUUGUAGAAAAUUAUGGAGAUCGGCAAGUUGUUAUGAAAGCUGUACAUGGGAAACUACAUCAAGCUGAAAGCAUAGCUUUGCCAAUGAGGAUAUUUGCUCAACAUUCUCAUGAAGGAAGAUCUAAAACAUGGACAUACUUACAAGAUGAACUAUUUAUUCAGCUUCAUCCAGAGUUGAGAAAAGAUUUAGGUAACCCUAUCUACCUUCGAGAGGAUUUCUUUAAAAUAUUUCCAAAAGAAGUGAGGCCUUGGAAUGCCAUGCUUCUCUGGGGAACUGCUUAUUCAAGAUCCUACUUACAUGUCGAUCCUUACAACUGGACCGGAACAAAUGCUGUUUUCUAUGGAAAGAAACUUUGGAAGUUGUAUCCCCCCGGCCAAGACGAGUACCUUUAUGUGAUGCCGAACAAAAUGUCUGAAUUUCCACUGAAUUGUUUCAAAUACAACAGUCCUAUUGAUGCGUAUGACCCAGAUGUAAAGAAAUAUCCAAAAUUUUUGAAAGCUCGAGAAAUUUCUUUUGAACAAAAACCCGGAGAGCUGCUUAUUAUUCCGCCUGGAUGGUUUCAUCAGGCGUUUAAUGCAGUUGAAACUAUCGCCGUUAGCAGUCAAGUAAUGAAUUCACAGAAUUACGACGUCGUCUUGGAAGAGAUUUUUAAAGCUGGAAAUGUCGAUAGAAAGACCUUACCUGAAGACUUUUACCAACUGCCUCCGAUCGAGCAGAUUGAGAACGCUGUGUAGUUGCCAGUCUUCCUGUUCCUGCAGUCGUCUGUAAACAAAAGUUCCUCGCCCAAAAGUGGAGUCCCGCAAAAUACGGUGAGUUUCUGAAAAGGAAUAGUGUAGUAGCUUUGGCGAGAAGCCCGCGUUUAGACAAAAGAAAUACGAUUACGGUGCAAAAAUGACAUAUGAAUUAUCUCGGCUGUCGUUGAUCCGAAAUUGUUAUGCACGUAUAGCAAGCCGAAAGCUUCCGUUUUCUCAAAAAGGCAAUGCCCUGAAGCGCAUACGGUAUAUUCGUUUGAGAGCUAGGGUUCACCAAAGAUACCUAAAAUUUACAAACAGUAAAGAGCUACUUUAAUACGACGUAUUCCUGUUACGGGUCAUAAUUCAAUUAUUGAUGCGUCGUUCGAUCAGUCUCCCCACCCAGGCGCCUGUUUAAAAUUCUUAAUAAUUUAGCUGUUGUCAAAAUUUGUUUUUAUACCUUAACAUAUCCAGCUGUUUCAUAAGACUCUCGUGUUCCUUCUGCAUUCCCUGA